Protobothrops mucrosquamatus (brown spotted pit viper) is the source of this 676-nucleotide messenger RNA. It is a transcript of the gene CHLSN, whose product is annotated as chromosome unknown C7orf50 homolog. Lineage: Eukaryota; Metazoa; Chordata; Lepidosauria; Squamata; Viperidae. The record is from RefSeq and is a predicted model, not a curated record. The transcript has 5 exons. The coding region runs from base 82 to 672 and encodes 196 amino acids.
AAGCUGGCGGGAAAAGGCGGAAGAGCGGCCGCUGACGAAGCCGGGAAGGCCGCCUGGGAGUUGUAAGUCUCAGAAAGACUGAUGAAGGCAGAAAAGAAAGAGCAUCUUCUACCAGAAAAAAGGAAGAUGAAACAGAAGAAGAAAUCCACGAAGCAUCCGAAGCCACAAACGGCACCAGAGGAGGAUGAACCUGUACUGAAAAAACAUAAACUAAAUGGGAAAAAACAAGAGGAAGAGGAGACAGGAGAAGAACUUUCUCCAGAGGAGAAGAGGAUAUUGGAACGAAAGCUGAAGAAGGAGCGUAACAAAGCACAGAAGAAAUUAAUGCGAGAAGCGGGGAUCGGGGCCAAGAAGAACGAACCUAAGAAGCCAUCGGGGUCAGAGUUGGCCCUGGACUAUUUAAACACCUGGUCUGAGAGUCCUCAAGGCUGGAAAUUUCAGAAGACCAGGCAGACAUGGCUUCUUCUGCAUAUGUAUGACAAAGACCAGGUCCCCGAUCAAUAUUUCUCCAUUUUGCUGCGGUAUCUUGAAGGACUUCAAGGCCGUGCCCGGGACACAACGGUGCAGAAAGCCGAAGCUCUGAUGAAGGAGUACGAUCACUCUGAAAUGGAAGACAAUCUCCUGGAAGAAAAACGUGAACGUAUCCGGAAGGUUUUGCAGUUGCUCUCAUGAAAAA